CGCAUCUUUCAGUUAAGAUUCGUUUUUCUUUUUCUUUGUAGUUUUCGAGUAGUAUUUCUUCGAUCUGUGAUUUAUAGUGCAAUAUGAAGUUCUUACUUAUCAUCGCAUCCCUAUCAUUCGCUUUAGCAGAACCUCCAGUACCCUCAGGUCUGUACGGUACGCCCAACCGAUACGUACCUCCCCAGAACGAAUACCUACCACCCCAAAACCGAUACAUCCCACCCUCAGCGCCCACUGCUCCUCCCGCACCAAGAUACAUUCCACCAUCCACGAAUUAUGGAGUUCCAGCCCAAACCACAGCUGUAGUGAAACCCAACACCGAAUACGGCGCUCCAAGUACAUCUUAUGGGGCUCCAAGCUCAUCUUAUGGCGCACCAAGCACAUCUUAUGGCGCUCCAAGCACAUCUUAUGGCGCUCCAAGCUCUACGUAUGGCGCACCAUCCGGCGGAUAUGGUAGAGGAGGUCCUGAUUACCCAUCGGAACCAGCCAACUACGAAUUCGAAUACCACGUUCAAGAUGCCCAGUCUGGAAAUGAUUUCGGCCACAAAGAACAGAGACAGGGAGAUGUUGCUCAAGGCAAAUACUUCGUUCUCCUUCCAGACGGUAGACUGCAAACUGUUGAAUAUACAGCUGACCAAAAUGGAUACAAACCUAAAAUUAGCUACCAGCAAGUAGGAGGAGGAUAUUCUGGAGGUGGAUAUUCUGGAGGUGGAUACCCAUCCAGCAACGGAGGAUACCAAUAUUAAGAGAAAAUUGCUUGAAAAGAUAAUUAAAAUACGUUUUAUCAGCUCUGAUUUUUGUAAAAAGCCGAUCAUUUAAUACGUAUUUUAAUGGAAACGAAAAAUGUGCCUGAUUUUAAAGUGAACUAAUUUAUGAAGAAUCCUUUUGUGCAAUUUAACUCUAACAGAAAGUUAGUUUUAUUUUGCAUUGUACACAAAUACCUAUAGCUUUAAUAUUUUUAUAGAUUUGUUUAAAUACUAAUUUGCAAACAUAUUGAUGGAUGAUUACCGAAUACGGAUUACGAGAUAUUGUAUAUAAGUACACUUGAAUCUAAAAAUGCAUAUUUAAAAAUAUUAGCAUUUUAAGAUUUUUUAAUU
Molecule: messenger RNA, 1097 nt
Organism: Sitophilus oryzae (rice weevil)
Lineage: Eukaryota; Metazoa; Arthropoda; Insecta; Coleoptera; Curculionidae
Product: pro-resilin-like
Exons: 3
Coding region: 84-746 (220 amino acids)
Cellular component (GO): extracellular matrix
Source: RefSeq, a predicted model, not a curated record